AGAUACGACUGCCGGAGCACUCUUAUCAGUAUUCUUCUUCUUUAGCACUUCUCACGUCUGACAGCUUUCACUGCUGUUCUCGCAGGUUCUCUCCUCCACAUCUGUGCUCCUCUCCCUCUUUUGCGUUCUCUCCAAUGCAAGCGCUUCGACUUCUUGUCCUCUGUGCCCUGGCGCUGGUGAUGGCGUUGGUGGCUACUCAACCCAUCGUCGCCCACAAGGAAGCCUCUCGCGUCGUGGAGCUGAACAGCGACAACUUCGAGGAGUACGUGCACGGUCCCAUGAAGCACACCUUUGUGCUGUACUGCGUGACGUGGACUCGUCAGUGCCAAACCAUGCGAACCUUGUGGGACCGCCUCUCCAUUAGUCAGUCGUCAAAGGAGUUGCGAGACGUCUUCACGGCGGGCUACGUGGACGGUGACAAGUAUCCUGACAUUAUUGAGAAGAUGAACGUGCAGGGCUUCCCCACCUCGAUCUUCUACACCCCCAUCUACCCAGACGGUGUGGAGUACGAUGGGUCUUCCGAGUCCUACUUGAUCGACAGUUUCGUCUUCCAGUUCUCGUAG
Messenger RNA from Leptomonas pyrrhocoris, 563 nucleotides. RefSeq lists its product as hypothetical. Gene Ontology annotation, biological process: protein folding. Gene Ontology annotation, molecular function: protein disulfide isomerase activity. Gene Ontology annotation, cellular component: endoplasmic reticulum. The record is from RefSeq and is a predicted model, not a curated record. NCBI's taxonomy places the organism in Eukaryota, Euglenozoa, Kinetoplastea, Trypanosomatida, Trypanosomatidae. The transcript has a single exon. Bases 135 to 563 code for a protein of 142 amino acids.